Symbiodinium natans is the source of this 396-nucleotide messenger RNA. NCBI's taxonomy places the organism in Eukaryota, Dinophyceae, Suessiales, Symbiodiniaceae. The record is from the annotation of a GenBank genome assembly.
AUGGGAUACUCCCCGACGCACGAAGGUGACUGGAUGAAACUGACCAUCCUCGGCGUGUUUGCUCUGCUGCACACCGCCACCGCCCGACUGAUGGAGGUGGCGCUCUCACGCGUUCACAUGACGGUCAAGAUGGGGGACGACAAGGUCCUCUACAAGCCCAAGGAAGGGGUGAUGUCGGCAUCCUACCCAGUCUUCGAGUUCGACCGGCAAGAGUGGGACAAGACGGUGGGCGACGCCACGGAUGGCACGGUCAUCGAGUAUGAGGAAGUGGCCCACUCCACGUCCACAUCGAAAGUUGACGACAGCAUGCCGCAUCCGGAGGGUGGCUUCAAGCACCCAUAUACCAAGUGCCGCAUCACGAAGGUGACCAAGCCUGCCGUGAAGAAGAAGGGCUGA